Molecule: messenger RNA, 1119 nt
Organism: Seminavis robusta
Lineage: Eukaryota; Bacillariophyta; Bacillariophyceae; Naviculales; Naviculaceae
Source: the annotation of a GenBank genome assembly
AUGCCGUCACUGUCGGAACGAGAAUUCUUCAUUGUGAUCCAUGCACUUGCUGCUACUGUUUCAGUAAGUGAGCAAAGAUCCUUUCGACGAAACCUUGUUUGGUUCCUUCCCGUCUCAAGUUGUUCUUGUCUGUCGCUCGUUGUUUUGCGUCUCGACUCGAUCUCCGAUGGACCACAAGAAUGCGUCAAUAAGACAAGAGUCUUCGAAAAGGAAAAGUGUCUUUCCUGCGGAACGAAGAUUAGAUUCUGUACUGCGGCCGACGUCACCGAAUACAAGCCCAAACCAGAGAUAAAUCCCAAUCAUAACAUUCAGCAAAAGACUAAAAUAUGGGCGGAGAGAAUGUACACCGGGACGUAUCCUCAAAAAAACGGAGAGCGCGUUCCAUUCCCAAUCAGCAGAAUGGUUGUACGAUUCCGUGACGAUCUGAACCAGUUGGUGUUCGAAAGCAACUUCUUGCAUCGUCAACUCAUGCGAGAGCUGAGACGCAAGGAUCGAGUUUCAGCGACGCAGCUGGCAAAGCAAAAGGCAAACUUCGAGAACAUUUUCAAUGAACGCAAAAGAUCCUUCGAGCAGGGCAUCCGUAGCCGAGAUGAGGAGAUCCACGGACUGCGGUCGGCAAAUGCAAAGCUGGCGGAAGAAUUGAAAGAGCAAAGAGAACUUGCUGCCGACCUGCGGAACCGGCUCUAUGGUCCCACCUCCAACAAGAGUGGUCGUACCGGUAGAGGACCAACAUCUUCGCAGCGAUCUACUUUUGACCCCUCUGCAGCGUUCCACUCUUCUGAUUCUAUCACUAGAGAGUUUGAUCAAGGAAUACCGAUAGAUGAUACCGCUUCGUUGCAAGAAAGUUUCGGUAGUCACGUUGGGCACGGAGGAAGCUUCAAUCGGCAGGCCAUGGCCAACUCGAGCUCUGCAAGCUACCAGGGAUAUCCUCCUACCGGUACGGGCGAGCGGCGUUUGAAUAAGCGACGUGCUGUGAGCGUGAACGGCGGUGGUCAACGACCAAUUCCAGCUCACCACCGAUCAUCUCCGUUGGGAGCCAGUGGAAACUAUGGGUACCAAGACGCUGCUCGACCGGCAUCCUAUCAACACGGCUAUGGUGGUGGCGGCGGCGGCUAUUGA